CUGCUGCCCCCCUAACCCCGUCUCUCCCCUCCCCCCGCAGACACGCCAUGGCCGGAGCCCUGCCCGGCCCCGCUCUCCUGCUCUUCGCCGCCCUGGCCCUCUCCGCCCGGGCCGACGAGUUGCUGGCCAGCACCCGGGUGGGGCGGGUGCGGGGCCUGCGGGUGCCCGUCCUCUCGGGCCAGGUCUCCGCCUUCCUGGGCAUCCCGUACGCCGAGCCGCCCGUGGGCAGGCUGCGGUUCCGCCGGCCGGAGCCCAAGCGAGCCUGGAGCGGGCUGCUGGACGCCGGCGCCUACCGCCACGCCUGCUACCAGUACGUCGACACCCUCUACCCCGGCUUCCCCGGCACGGAGAUGUGGAACCCCAACCAGGAGAUGAGCGAGGACUGCCUGUACCUCAACCUCUGGGUGCCCUCCCCGCGCCCCAAAAACGCCACCGUGCUGGUCUGGAUCUACGGCGGCGGCUUCUACAGCGGCUCCGCCUCGCUGGACGUCUACGACGGGCGCUACCUGGCCUACGCCGAGCAGGUGGUGGUGGUCUCCAUGAACUACCGGGUGGGGGCCUUCGGCUUCCUGGCCCUCUCGGGCAGCCAGGAGGCGCCGGGCAACGUGGGGCUACUGGACCAGCGGCUGGCCCUACAGUGGGUACAGAGCAACAUCCAUUUCUUCGGGGGCAACCCCAAGGCGGUGACCAUCUUCGGGGAGAGCGCCGGGGCCGCCUCGGUGGGCAUGCACCUGCUCUCGCCCGGCAGCCGCCCGCUCUUCCGCCGCGCCAUCCUGCAGAGCGGGGUGCCCAACGCCCCCUGGGCCACCGUGCCCCCGGCCGAGGGCCGGCGCCGGGCCGCCCAGCUGGCCAAGCUGGUGGGCUGCCCGCCGGGCAAUGACUCGGAGCUGGUGGCCUGCUUGCGGGACAAGACCCCGCAGGAGCUGAUCGACCAAGAGUGGCAGGUGCUGCCCCACCAGAGCGUCUUCCGCUUCUCCUUCGUGCCGGUGGCCGACGGGGACUUCUCCGGCGAGGUGCCCGAGGCCACACCGGGCGCCGGUGGCUUCAAGGAGACCCAGGCACUGGUGGGGGUGGUGCGGGACGAGGGCACCUACUUCCUGAUCUACGGGGCGCCCGGCUUCAGCAAGGACAACGAGAGCCUGAUCAGCCGGGAGGACUUCCUGGGCGGGGUGCGCAUGGGGGUGCCCCAGGCCAACGAGCUGGCGGCCGAAGCCGUGGUGCUGCAAUACACCGACUGGCUGGACCAGGACAACCCGGUGAAGAACCGGGAGGCCAUGGACGACAUCGUGGGGGACCACAAUGUCAUCUGCCCCGUCACCCACUUUGCCCUGCGGCUGGCUGAGCGGGGCGCCCGGGUCUACACCUACUUCUUCGACCACCGCGCCUCCAACAUGCUCUGGCCCCCCUGGAUGGGGGUGCCCCACGGCUACGAGAUCGAGUUCGUCUUCGGCCUGCCCCUCGACCCCGGCCUCAACUACACGGCCGCAGAGGCCGCCCUCAGCCGCCGCAUGAUGCGCUACUGGGCUAACUUCGCCCGCACUGGGGACCCCAAUGAGGCAUCAGAGCGGGGGGUGCGCUGGCCCCCCUACACCCCGCAGCAGCAGCAGUACGUACAGCUGAACCCGCGCCCCCUGGCUGUGGGGCAGGGGCUCCGGGCCCAGGUCUGCGCCUUCUGGAACCGCUUCCUGCCCAAGCUUCUCAACAUCACUGAGCCAUGCGCUGCAACCGACCGGGGCCCCGGGCCCCCCCCAGCCCCACUGCCCCUCCUCGCCCUCCUUCCCCUUCUCGCCCUGCGGCUCAGGCCCUGAGAGUGGAUACUGCAUGCAUCGGACGGCGGGGCGGGGCGGGGCGGGGCGGGGCGGUCACGGGGUCGGCUCGGGGCGGAGCCGGCCCCAGACUGGGGCAGUUGUGGGCCUGUGGAACUUCUGACCACUAGAUGGCACCGAGCCGGAGCUCACUGAACGGGCCACUAGGGGGCACCCAGCUGUUGCCGGGGGGACAGCGCCCCUCCCCAUGAGCAGCGGGGGCAUUUCCUAGCCAGGAUUUUAACGCUCUGCUGCUCCGACGCUGGUGCCGGGCCCCCCGGUAGGGGAACAGGGGAUGGGGGGCGGAGCCUUGCUGCACAAGCACCGCACUUCCGCACCUCGGUGCACACGUAGACACAACGCACGUGCUCCGCAGGCACACCCGCCCUGCGCCCAACCACUGCACACCUACAGACGCGGCACGAGCUGCAUGCACACACCCUGUGUGUACUGCACACUGACACACACACACACACUGCACACACACUGCUCAUACACUGCACACUCGUUCCACACCUGCACUGUGCACACUGCACACUGACACACGCACACUGCACACACACUGCUCAUGCACUGCACACUCGCUCCACACCUGCACUGUGCACACUGCACACUAUUCACAACCACUGCCCCUGGACACACUGCAAGUGGACGCUGCACACGGACACUGCUCACGUAUUGCAGGAACACUGCGCACUGACACACUGCAUGGACACUGAAUGUAUAUACUUCACACACACUGCACUGCAUCUAGACGCGCUACACUGCAUGUACACAGGCAGGAGCGCGCACACACGGUACACUCACUGCGCAUGCAAACCCCACACGUACACACACUGCACCUUCACUGCACACCGAUGCACUGCACCCUCCCUGCGCACACUGCACAUUUGUCACACGCACUGCACGGAGCUCCUGCACACCGACACACACACUACAAGCACUGUGCACACACGCGCACACACGAGGGCCCUAGGCGGCGGCUGCUGUAUUGGGCCAGCUCUGAGCCCUGCCGGGGGCGUUGGCAUACAUGGGUCUGACGCGCCAGCUGGCAUGGGGGAGAGGGGAACCGCGGGGGGUACAUGUCCCAGCCGGGCUCACACUGGUGUUCCUGAUCUCUGGGUCCCAGACACCCUGACACCCCGGGGGGGGGGGACUGUCACCUCCCAAUUCCCCUGAGCCCGGCUGGCAGCCCUGGGUGGGGGGUUUCUGGCUGCUUAUAAAAGACAUUUUUUAGUGUU
Molecule: messenger RNA, 3046 nt
Organism: Chrysemys picta bellii (western painted turtle)
Lineage: Eukaryota; Metazoa; Chordata; Testudines; Emydidae
Gene: ACHE
Product: acetylcholinesterase (Yt blood group)
Biological process (GO): acetylcholine catabolic process; choline metabolic process
Cellular component (GO): plasma membrane
Molecular function (GO): acetylcholinesterase activity
Source: RefSeq, a predicted model, not a curated record